AUGGAGGACGGUCCCGAAGAGCCCGGCAAGGAGCAUCUGGUCUUUUUGUACCGCAUCUGCGAUGGGUCGCUGGUGAUACUCCACGUGCGGCCCAAGGAGGUGGAUGAACCCGUGGCGCAGGAGGACUCGCAACAACCCACAACCGAGACGUCGUCGUCGGCUUCGGCUUCAUCGUCGCCGGCGCCGGUGCCGUUCGUGGUGCCACCGAUCGAGCAGGAGCACCUCGACAAAGCCCUCCCCGUCUCGUUGGUGACCGAGAGAACCAAAGUCAAGCUCCUAUGCACCCCUGAGACCUCGAGCGCUGAUUCAACUCGUUUCACACUUCAAAAGUGGUGA
Molecule: messenger RNA, 336 nt
Organism: Acanthamoeba castellanii str. Neff
Lineage: Eukaryota; Discosea; Longamoebia; Acanthamoebidae
Exons: 3
Coding region: 1-336 (111 amino acids)
Source: RefSeq, a predicted model, not a curated record